UCAGUUUUGCUUUUCGUCUCGUUGACAAAGUAUCAUAAUGAAAGUGAUGCGGUUGAUUCUUCUCUGCUCAUUGAUUGGAGCAGUAUUCACAUUUAGUGAUGAUGCCAUUUUCGAGGACGAGGACAUUUAUAAUCAAGCAUUGCCUCCCGUACCCCAGACUGGCAUCACAGUGCCCGGCACAAAUUGGUGUGGACCGGGAAAUACAGCAGCCAACUAUGAUGAUCUUGGACGGGAGCGUGAAACAGACAAAUGUUGUCGGGCACACGAUCACUGUGAGGAGAUAAUCGAAUCACACAGCUCUCUUCAUGGGCUGCCCAACAAUACAGACUGGUUUCCCAUACUAAAGUGCAGCUGUGAGCAGCAGUUCAUCAAUUGCCUGCAGUCUGUCAACAGCAUCACCUCCAAUACUUUGGGUCGCAUCUACUAUGGGACUCGGAGUAAAUGCUUUGCCCUAGGCUAUCCCACCACCGGAUGCAAGCAGUACCAUGAGGGCACCUUCCGCAAGCGAUGUAUCCGCUAUAAUGUGAACAAGCAGGCGGCCAAGAUCUGGCAGUUUUUUGAUAUGCCAUUUUAUACGAAUGCUGCGAACAAUUUAAACAAAUCUUGACACGAAGAACUUUAAUCAGUAGUACAGGGAUCGUAACAAAAAUAAAA
Drosophila innubila is the source of this 654-nucleotide messenger RNA. RefSeq names its product phospholipase A2 (gene sPLA2). The coding region runs from base 38 to 607 and encodes 189 amino acids. The record is from RefSeq and is a predicted model, not a curated record. Lineage: Eukaryota; Metazoa; Arthropoda; Insecta; Diptera; Drosophilidae. The transcript is spliced from 2 exons. Gene Ontology annotation, biological process: arachidonate secretion; phospholipid metabolic process.